AUGUUCGGGUGUUAUCUGCCCUUACCGGAAGCAAGAUGUUCGCUUUACUCGUCUACUAGCCCGCUGAUAAGCACAUCAGAUCAGCGCUUGGCUCAUAGUUUGCGCUUUAAUCUGACACAGAAAUUAUUCCAGGAGCUUCCAGCCCACCCGCGUCUCUUCCGGCGGCACAAUGCAGUGUCGGAAGACUACUGGCUCCCUCCUGGAGAGCUAUCAGAAAUAGAUAGAAACGCUGGCCUUGAUGCUCCAGAGAACAUCUUCAGAUGUUUUGGCUGCACAGAAGCAGAAUGCCAGGGCCCAAAGGGCUGCGCCAAAAUUCCUUGGAGGCUGGAACCGGGUGGCUACUUGAAAAAUAUCCUUAACGCUCGUGUAUAUGAUAUAGCGGUGGCUGGCUGGCUGCAGAUUGAGACUCCUCUUGAGGAAGCAAAGCAGCUCAGCGAUGAGCUGGGGAAUACCCUGCUGCUUAAGCGGGAAGACCUGCAAGCGGUGUUUUCCUUCAAAGUCCGGGGCGCGUUCAAUAAACUGGCGCAGCUGAGUCAGGAGGAGCUGGACCGAGGUGUUAUCUGCGCCUCUGCUGGCAACCAUGCUCAGGGAGUGGCGCUGGCAGCCCGGACUCUGGGCUGCCACGCAACCAUCUGCAUGCCCCCCACGACGACAGCCAUAAAGAUAGAGGCGGUCAGGCGCUUGGGCGGUGAAAUUGAACUUGUUGGGCAAACGUACGCAGAAGCCCAAACGCAUGCCAGAGAAAGGGCAUUGAAGGAGGAUAAGAUCUUUGUGUCGGCGUUUGACGACCCGUACAUUAUUGCAGGGCAGGGCACGAUGGGCUUAGAAAUCCUCCGCCACUGCCCUGCGCAUUUGAGGCGAGACUUGCACGCUAUCUUUGUACCAAUCGGCGGGGGAGGUAUGGCGGCGGGUAUUGCAGCUCUGGUGAAAGAGAUCGACCCCGGCAUUUUGGUCAUCGGCGUUGAGCCCACAGGGGCCAACAAGAUGGCCAUAAGCCUGAAGACUGGAAAGCGGGUCUCCCUCGACAAUAUUGAUGUUUUUGCUGAUGGGGUGGCCAUCAAGGAGCCCGGGGCGGAGUGCUUCAGACUACUGCGCAAAUUUCUUGAUGGCGUCCUGCUGGUAGACAAUGCCUCAAUUUGCGCAGCCAUCAAGGAUGUCUUCAAUGAGACCCGCACAAUCCUUGAGCCGGCCGGGGCAGUUGCCGUCGCCGGCGUGAAGGCAUACUUGAAGGCCCGGCCCGAGAUUAAGGGCAAGACGAUGGUUGCUGUCACGAGCGGCGCAAACAUGAACUUUGACCGCCUGCGGCUUGUCACGGAGCUGGCAGACCUGGGCGCCAAUAGAGAAGCAAUGUUGAUGAGUACAAUCUCUGGGCGGCCGGGGACACUGCGCGAGUUUGUCAAUAUGGCCGUUCCAGAAGGCACUCACCUCAACAUCACAGAGCUGCGCCACAGGUACACGGAGGACCGGGACUGCCAAGUGCUGUGGUCGGUGGGACUGCGCACAGAGUCAGACCUGACAUCAGUGCUUGAGCGAGUGACUGCUGCUGGGACGCCCACACAGGACAUCUCUGGCAUCGAAGAGGCACAGGUGCAUGUGCGCCAUCUGGUCGGGGGAAGAGCCAGAGGGGACCAGCAGCUGAGCAAUGAGCAGCUGUUCACCGUGGCGGGCCCUGAGCGCGUUGGAGCGGUGCGGCAACUCCUGAACGCACUGGGCACUACCUGGAAUGUGACACUGUUCCAUUACAGGAAGACGGGCAACAGGAGCUCGCCAAUCCUCCUUGGUUUAGAGGUCCCACCCGGCUCUGCAGAGAAGCUUACUGCCACAACAAAGGCAAGCAUUGAUUUCAUCCUGCUAUGA
Messenger RNA from Coccomyxa subellipsoidea C-169, 1857 nucleotides. Its product is annotated as threonine deaminase. Bases 1 to 1857 code for a protein of 618 amino acids. Gene Ontology annotation, biological process: L-threonine catabolic process. The record is from RefSeq and is a predicted model, not a curated record. Lineage: Eukaryota; Viridiplantae; Chlorophyta; Trebouxiophyceae; Coccomyxaceae. Gene Ontology annotation, molecular function: threonine deaminase activity. The transcript has 16 exons.